Molecule: messenger RNA, 1431 nt
Organism: Coregonus clupeaformis (lake whitefish)
Lineage: Eukaryota; Metazoa; Chordata; Actinopteri; Salmoniformes; Salmonidae
Product: protein phosphatase 1 regulatory subunit 12B-like
Exons: 7
Coding region: 803-1342 (179 amino acids)
Cellular component (GO): cytoplasm
Molecular function (GO): phosphatase regulator activity; enzyme inhibitor activity; protein kinase binding
Source: RefSeq, a predicted model, not a curated record
UCCUCCAGAUCCCCUCCUACCCCUUCUCUCUCUCCCUCUUCAUUUAGUUUGUAGUCUACUGUAUGGUACUAAGUGGACCCCUGCUGGCCACUGUGUGAUAUCAUGUUUAUAAUCAUUCUCAUUAAAUGUUUGGCUGUGCUUUAGCAUUAUGCCAACACUAACAAAGGAAUACUAGCAGCCAUUUUUGUGAGGCUGUCAAAUAUUUUAAAAAGACUGAAGAAAAAAAUGUAUAAUCUUCAUAACAAAUUCCAAUGUCCAACAAAUCCAUAUUAGUCCACAGCUCAGACCAAAGGGUGAUUAGAGAGAGAGUGGGAAAGAGAGACUGAGGCAGAAAGAGAGAGAGCGAGAGCGAGAGACUGUCAUGCAGAAUGAGAGUUGAGUGCUUUGCUUUGAUGUUUUCAUUUUUGUUGAAUCACCACAGUCCAGAGAGUGCUCUCAUUAGCGGCACUGCUGUCAAGUCCCAGGCAGUGUCCCUCCCCAUACAGUCUACAGCACCGCCCAGCGCCCACCCUCUACCUCCUCCACAGCUCCCUCACUUCUGCUACUCACUCACCCGCCAUUCAUCUCAUCUCAGGAUCACUCAACAUCACCUGAAGAUAGAUCCCACUCCUGACCACAGCUAUUUCUGUAUCAUUAGAUCUCUAUUGUUUUGAUCACACUUCUGGCUCUGUCCCUUCACCACCUUCAUUCACAUCACAGGGAUUUUAACUGUGUGUCACUGGAUUGUUUAUGCAGUAGUGUUUUGGAAUCAAGUUGGUUGGACCCCACUUGAAACUCAUGCUGUGGAGAGUAGCCUGCAGCGAUGUCAUCUCAUCUCUCCCCCCGCAACGCAAAGGAUCAGCCACGCACGAGAAAGUCAUCCACUGACUCAUCUCCCGCUAAACCCUCGCAAACCUCCAGAAGCCUCAAGCAUGAAAGAGUGUCCAGACUGGACUCGUCUGGUGCUUACGACCGAGAGGCCUAUGACGCUCGCAGGGAAAACAGAAUGGCCGCGCGAAAAAAAGCUGAGGAAGAGGCAGGAUGCACUGACUAUAAGAAGAUGUACGAGGAGGCCUUGUCUACCAAUGAGAGACUCAAGUCCCGGCUGCAGGGCAGCAAACAGGAGCUGGUGUUGGUGCAGACUCAGCUGGAGAGAGUCACACAGAGAAAGAUCACAAUGACUGAAAGGUCCAAUGAGAGGUCCAUGCUUGAGACAGAAAAACAGGAAACACGUGUCCUACAGAAGAAGAUAUCAGACAUGGAAGAUGAAGUGAAGGUCCAGACAGAGCUGAAGAAUGAGAACCAGAGACUGAAGGAUGAGAACGGAGCCUUAAUCCGGGUCAUCAGUAAACUGUCUAAGUGAGAGGAGGAGUAGGAGGAAGAGAGGAGUGGAUGAUGCAUCUUUAUUUCCCAUGUUUACCCCCACCACCCCCACCACCCCCACCACACCAA